Messenger RNA from Ornithodoros turicata, 870 nucleotides. Its product is annotated as actin-related protein 2/3 complex subunit 3-like. The record is from RefSeq and is a predicted model, not a curated record. Gene Ontology annotation, cellular component: Arp2/3 protein complex; cytoskeleton. Gene Ontology annotation, biological process: regulation of actin filament polymerization; Arp2/3 complex-mediated actin nucleation. Gene Ontology annotation, molecular function: actin filament binding. Bases 194 to 754 code for a protein of 186 amino acids. Lineage: Eukaryota; Metazoa; Arthropoda; Arachnida; Ixodida; Argasidae. The transcript has 7 exons.
GACGCGUGGAUACGCGGGUACACAUAUCCUGCCUAGUACGGCUAUCAGCUGCAUGACUCGUUUUGUAUUGUAUCAUGCCGUGGGCGUCACCCCUACUUGUGAUUAGUCAGCCGCAUCACAAGUCGUCUGUUCGUGCCCUGACGACAUCGAAGGCUUGUUCGCGUCGCGUCGUUAAUCUACUCACUUGAAUAUCAUGUCUGUUGACGAUCUUAGCAGUAAUGUUAAGGCCUAUCAUUCCCAAUUCACCAAUGCCCAGACGUUUGUCGGAAACAUGGCCCUGCUGCCACUGAGGACCCAGUUUUACGGAGCAGCACCUAAAAGCUCGGAAGAAAAUGACAUAAUUGAUGAGGCACUUUAUUUCUUCAAAGCUAACGUUUUCUUCAGAACAUAUGAAAUCAAGAGCGAAGCCGACCGAGUUCUAAUAUAUCUAACUUUGUACAUAUCGGACUGUCUCAAGCGGUUGCAAAAGUGUUCAACCAAGAACCAAGCCGUUCAAGAAAUGAAGACCUUGGCCAUUUCCAAGUUCGACAUUCCAGGAGAGGCAGGAUUUCCGCUGAAUCCCGUAUAUGCCAAACCUUCAUCGCCUGCUGAGGCUGAAACGAUGCGGAGUUACCUAACGCAACUGCGACAGGAAUGUGGCAUGCGACUAUGUGACAAGGUCUUCGACACUGAAAGUGGCAAGCCCAGCAAGUGGUGGCUGUGCUUUGCCAAGAGGAAAUUUAUGGACAAGAGCUUGGCUGGAUUCGGGUACUAAGAAGUACCCACUCCAAAUGUGGCAGACAUUUUUUUACAUUUGUUAGCAACGAGGCUACUGCAUUUCUUGCUUCAUUUUAUUUGUAAAGUUAAAAAUAAACAGACGCAUACCGCUGA